Punctularia strigosozonata HHB-11173 SS5 is the source of this 773-nucleotide messenger RNA. RefSeq lists its product as uncharacterized. Lineage: Eukaryota; Fungi; Basidiomycota; Agaricomycetes; Corticiales; Punctulariaceae. The coding region runs from base 78 to 458 and encodes 126 amino acids. The record is from RefSeq and is a predicted model, not a curated record. The transcript has a single exon.
GUGUUUGACGGCUAUGGUUGAGGAGUCAUGCUGAACCUACUAUUCGUGUUCGGCGUCGAGAUGCUCGAGUGCACCGCAUGGCCUUCUUCCCCGCGAAUAGAGCCCUCGAGGGACGUUGGCUUCGUCUUCGCGACGAAAAUGCUUCCGAACCCCGGACGACUAAGGGGAACCCCGUCCAAACGUCGAUCUUUCGCGGCUCAGGGACAAUCUCGAUCUACACACAGACGAGCAAGCGAAUAACGUGGAUUUAUCGUCAGUGUCCCUCGGAACCGCGAGGAGAUCCGUACUGCACGUUUAUUUCUAGCCAGCCCAACGGAUGCGUGGGUGCCGUUACACUGUCACCAAGAGCCGUCCUACCCAAGCCCACGCCCUUGGGUCUCAUCGCGCCCUUCCUCGCCGGAGCGACUGCCUCUCCUGUCUCGUAUCGUUCACGCUGCUUUACCCCAAGGUACGGUUGAUGCGGCGAGCCCAUACCCGUGGUACUCCGGUGGGCAGCAGCCAGCGUUCCCGACACUCGUCCGGUAUACCAACGUUCUGGGUCCCCACCCACCCGACUCCACACUCCUGGGACCCAGUAUAUCGUUCGCACUCCAUUGGCGCUUGCACAUCCAAGACGCGUAGGUCCACGCCAAAAAAAAAAAAAAAUCGCCUACCUCGCGGAGGCGCGUCCAACGAGGUAUAAAAGCUGGACCAUGUUGCCUCCAUAGCCCUCAGGACAUUCGAGUUCUUCACUCGCUUGCUCACCUACCCGGCUCACAACGCAUAGCAAUGGC